CAUAACGAAAAAGGAGGCGGUUAGUCUUUGUAGUCGGGAGGAAUGCGGAAAUGUUCCUGCUCUGUGUCAAACUUAUCUGAAGGGGGUCAAGGCACAUUCAGCCAGCGUGGGAAAGCGAAGAAGAGACGGAGCUCACAGGCAAGCGUUGCAUAUCCCGGGAUAAAUGGGGAAAAGAGAGUUACAACGAGGAAAAACUGAGAAAAGCGUGGCUUGGAGAACAUAUCACGCUUUUGUCCUAUGACCCCCCCAAAAGUUGCAGUAGGCACUGUGUUUUUCUGUAAGGAAUACCCCCCUCCCCCCGGUAUUAUAGUUUCUUUGCUUGAGCUGCAGUUGCAGAGGUGGGUAGCCUACUGCUGAGGGAUGGGGGUUACAGAAGCGUGCACCAUCCGACUACCUGUGUGGCCCGGCGUGACAGUGAGGGAUCUGUGAUGUGUCUUAGUGUGAACAUUUAUCCAAAGGAGGCAUGUUUCAUAAAUUCAUGGACACGACCAAUUGCGACUUUCACUGAUAACCUAAAAUAAGGCAUUGCACGCGCCAACAACUAUUUUCUGUGAGGAUGGCUUUGUAAUAACCCUGGCUCGUUACGUUCGUUGGGAUUCCCCGCAAUAUUCUCAACAAGAAAAAGAAAAAAGACGCAAAAAUGGACAAAGAAAGUGUAUCACAACAGUACGAGCCCGUCGCCGAGAUUGGGGAAGGUGCGUAUGGAAAGGUGUACAAGGCACGAGAUUUGAAGAACGAGGGACGCUUUGUAGCCCUAAAACGAGUUCGGGUACAGACGGAGGAGGAAGGGAUGCCCCUCUCCACCAUCCGUGAGGUGGCGGUACUGAGGCAACUGGAGGCAUUCGAACACCCCAACGUAGUCAGACUGUUCGAUGUGUGUACUGUGUCUCGGACCGACCGCGAGACCAAGCUGACCCUGGUCUUUGAGCACAUUGACCAGGACCUGACCACGUACCUGGAGAAAGCCCCUGAUCCUGGGGUGCCACCUGAAACUAUCAAAGAUAUGAUGUACCAGCUGCUGCAGGGACUGGACUUCCUGCACUCACACCGUGUGGUUCACCGGGACCUGAAACCCCAGAACAUUUUGGUCACCAGUGGAGGACAGAUCAAACUGGCCGAUUUUGGCCUCGCCAGGAUAUACAGCUUUCAGAUGGCCCUGACCUCUGUGGUGGUGACGUUGUGGUACAGAGCCCCAGAGGUGUUGCUCCAGUCCAGCUAUGCCACCCCAGUUGACCUGUGGAGUGUGGGCUGUAUCUUCGCUGAGAUGUUCAGGAGAAGACCUUUGUUUCGAGGAAACUCAGAUGUUGAUCAGCUGGGCAAGAUUUUAGAUGUGGUCGGGGUUCCCUCGGUGGAGGACUGGCCCCAGGAAGUAGCCCUACCACAGAGUGCCUUCUCCCCACGACCCCCUCAGCCAAUCGGAGAACUUGUCCCUGACAUGGACGAGCUGGGGAAAUCUCUUUUACUCCAAUUCCUGGCUUUUAAUCCCUCCAGAAGGAUAUCAGCGUUUGCUGCUCUGACCCACCCCUACUUCCAGAGUGUGGAUAGUGACACUAAGAGUGUGUACAUCCAGCCCAUCGGCAGCAACAAGCCCACCCUGGAGGAGAGAACUGCCUGACAGCCCCCUGGCCAAGGACUGGACUGGCCUGACAGAGAGGGAGAGAAAGAGAGGGAUGGACACAAAGACUGAGAAAGAGAGCAAUAAACAGAGACAUUUGAUUCCAAAAGGCAACAGUGCUGUCUUCCACAAUUUACCGAUUUGAAUGCUGCUUUUUAGGAUACUUAAAAAAAAAGUUUAAACAAUGCAAGGACCCCUGAAGCUGAGAUGUACUGCCACCAGGGGAUAACCUCUGGAUGUCCAGGAGCUGCUGCCUCUUGUCUCUCCUUCCUUAGCUUGAGGAGAGGCUCCUCGGUGGGGGAACACCAAGCAACAAGGGUAGGUCGGCAUGGACCUCACCUGGAGCUCACCUUCACAACAACCGAGAGAGGUGACACACACACACACACAUUUUAAUCCAAUGCAGGAGGACCUCACACACUGCCUAGUGCUUCUUCUGGUCCAAACAAACACGUGUGUUUUGAUAUCACUGCCACCUACAGGUUGUCCUGUGUUACUGCAGGCCAGAGCAGGAUUUCUGAUGGGCUUCAUCUUAUAAGACUUUGACUGGUGCGAACAGAAAAGACUGAAAAUGUGUCACUUUGAGGUCCUCUUAUGGCAUUCGUACUUCAGUGUCAUAAACUGUGAUGAAAUCUGAUUGCCUCCAUUCGAGACUCUAUGUAUGACCUGAUGCACAGGGCAUAGUAAAGUGACUGUUGAAUGAGAAUAAGGUCGACGUACGCACUAUUCAGCACAAUUACAUUUGGCAUAAAAGCAUGAUUCUGUAUUUCCUAACUUAAUUUUAAAGUUAUUGACAGUUGAUGUCUUAUUUUCUAUUUUGUCUUAAUUUUAUUGGACUUUAACAACAUGUGAGAAUUUAAAUGUAAAUCUCUGGUAAGAUCUAGAAAGAAUACAAGGUAAUAUCCAAGGGAGGAAAGGUUUGACAAUGUGAGGCAUGUAGAAUGGUAUAGAGCUAGAUACUGCACUAAUACUGUCAGUAGUGGUGAAUAGCUGGUUUUACUUGCAUAUCCAGCACACUGACAUGUGUAGCAGGAUAGUAGUAAGGUUAGUGUAGGUGUGGGUCAGUGAAAUGUUCUUCGUUGGGAGAUUUUUUAGAGAGAAAAGGCAGGCUGAUACGUCGGAUUCAGAGGAGGUUGAACAUUGUACCUGCUUCAUUUAGACUGAGUCUGUAAGGGUUACAUAGAAACAUACAGGGGUUCAUGUCGAAACACACAGCUGUUCUGUGGUAAGUUGUUUUAAUACCCUACGUAUUAUGCUCACUUUGAUUCAAUAUGACUAGCUAGAGUGCUUUCAGAGUUGCUCCCUCUGUGGGAUUGGAAAAUAGUUUAUUUGUUUGUAAAACUUCUUACUGCACAGUAAUACAUCUAGACCAUAACUUUCCCUCUGGUAUAUCUAGUGCUGCUAGCACACAAAUACACUCAGGAUCUUAUUAGAAAUCAAAUCAGAAAUCAUUCUGACACACUUUGCACAUUCAUGAUUAGACUCCAUCAACUGUUUCAUUGGAUGAUGUUAAUUGAUCAACUGUUUCAUUGGAUGAUGUUAAUUGAUCAACUGUUUCAUUGGAUGAUGUUAAUUGAUCAACUGUUUCAUUGGAUGAUGUUAAUUGAUCAACUGUUUCAUUGGAUGAUGUUAAUUGAUCAACUGUUUCAUUGGAUGAUACUUGAUCAACUGUUUCAUUGGAUGAUGUUAAUGCUACAACAUGAUUGUGCUUCUAUACUCAUAUUACAGAAUUCCUGACCGUGUGAAUCAAACUGCACGUUUGCUACGAUACAGUAUGUUUGAUAUCUUACUUGUUUUUCAGUGUGGGGGCGCAUAUGGUUUAAUCUAAUACAUGAUAAAAUAAAAAACCACAUGAAAGAAUUUUGGACUGAGCUCCCCUCUCCAUGUAGAGUUGUUUUGUACUCAUCUCUGUCCUGUCAGAUGAUUCAUGCCAUUGAUGGAUACAUUGCAGACUUCAUAUUACAACUCUCUAGAAAUAGGGAUUGUCAAGCUUUCUUGGUAUCGGUCAGUUCUACGUCAACUGCCCUAAUAAGUAGACUGUCAUCAUUGUAGUCUACAUUAUAUCAACUUGAAGCGAUCAAUGUAUGUUUUUGUUUGGUUUAAGAGGUUUAUUGAUCAUUUGUAACUUAAAACAUGGGACAGGAAUACUUUUGUCUAUGUAAUAUAAAAUAAUAAAAGUAUACUUUUUUACAGACACCUACAUGGGGUCUGCCAUAGAUUUCCAAUGAUUGCAGAAAUGCACCUAUGAUAGCUCUGUAUUGCAAAUACCCUUUAGCCAAUGAACAGUACUGAAACAUUUAGUAUUUUAGCACAUUUUCUAAGCUCCGAGGAUGAAAGUAAAGGCCACAAAUGUAUUUGAAAUGCCAACUUGUGACAUGGUAACUUCAUUUACAAUGAUGAUAUGGAGAUAAUGGGCAUUAUGUUUACAUGAAUAAAUGCCACCAGUGGUGAUUGCUUCAUGUUGCACCAUUUUAAUAAAAAAUAUGCUUUGUA
Molecule: messenger RNA, 4108 nt
Organism: Salvelinus sp. IW2-2015
Lineage: Eukaryota; Metazoa; Chordata; Actinopteri; Salmoniformes; Salmonidae
Source: RefSeq, a predicted model, not a curated record